UUUUUUAAUUUCCUGAAAACACAAAAGGUUAAAGCUGACAACAAUAUUAGGUUAUUCUUUUGGGUUCUACUUCGACUGCCUUAUCGUCUGGACUAUACUUGGUUUUCUUGCUGUGGGUGUGUGUGUCUGUGUUUUUUCCCUUUCUUGCAAGGAGGGGGAGUCGCUCUUAAGAUUUCCUCUGCUCCUGGACGCUUCAUAUGUUCAGUUGGCUUGCAACAAAUUGAGGCAUUGCAACUCAUCUGUGUGAAUCUCCAACAGCAGAUCUCAGAUGCGCUAAGAUUGCGAAAGGGAAGGCUGUAUAUGGAAGUUGUGGGGUGCAAGGCAAAAGAAAGCAGUUGCACAUUGCGUCCAGCAGCCAUGCUUUUCCACGGCAUCUCCGGGGAUCACAUUCAAGGAAUCAUGGAGGAGAUGGAGAGGAGAUCCAAAACGGAUUCUCGUCUCGCCAAAGGGGUGCAAAUGAACGGAAGAGAAACGUCAUUCCGUGAAUACACUAUGCUGUUUGGCCAUACCUCUGAAAUCAACUUGGAUUUCAAAACAAUGCCCUCCAUGAAUCCGGAGAAGCCUGCCCUGUGCGCCGGCUGUGGGGGAAAGAUCUCGGACAGAUACUACCUGCUGGCUGUGGACAAGCAGUGGCACCUCAGGUGUCUCAAGUGCUGUGAAUGUAAACUGGCCCUGGAGUCAGAACUCACAUGCUUCGCCAAGGAUGGUAGCAUUUACUGCAAAGAGGAUUACUACAGAAGGUUCUCCGUGCAGAGAUGUGCCCGCUGCCACCUCGGGAUCUCGGCCUCGGAAAUGGUGAUGCGAGCAAGGGACUCCGUGUACCAUCUCAGUUGCUUCACGUGCACUACCUGCAACAAGACACUGACGACGGGCGACCAUUUCGGCAUGAAAGACAACUUGGUUUACUGCAGGGCUCAUUUCGAGACCCUUGUGCAGGGAGACUACCACCCCCAGUUGAACUACGCCGAGUUAGCAGCCAAAGGCGCAGGCCUAGCUUUGCCUUACUUUAACGGCACCGGCGGGACUGUUCAGAAGGGAAGGCCCAGGAAGCGGAAAAGUCCGGCCAUGGGGAUAGACAUAGCCAGUUACAACUCAGGUUGUAACGAAAACGAAGCGGAUCACCUGGAUCGAGAUCAGCAGUCCUACCCACCCUCCCAGAAGACCAAACGCAUGCGCACCUCCUUCAAGCACCACCAGCUCCGCACCAUGAAAUCCUACUUCGCCAUUAACCACAAUCCGGACGCCAAGGAUUUAAAACAACUGGCCCAGAAGACAGGCCUGACCAAAAGAGUUCUACAGGUUUGGUUCCAAAACGCACGAGCCAAAUUCAGAAGGAACAUUUUGCGGCAGGAGAACGGGGGUGUUGAUAAGGCCGACGGUUCGUCACUGCCUCCGCCCUCCGCCGAUGGCUCAGCGCUCACUCCCCCCAGCACGGCCACCACACUAACAGACCUGACCAAUCCCUCAAUCACUGUAGUCACCUCAGUCACCUCUAGUCUGGACAGCCAGGACUCGGGGAGCCCCUCACAAACUACCUUGACAAAUCUUUUCUAACACGGGAUUACAUUUUUGGUUACAUAACUUUAUUUUUUCUCUAUGUUUGUUUUUUGUUUCUGUUUUUUUUGUCUUCCUCCUCCAAUUUUACAUUUAUAAUCCUGAUUAUUAAAAGAAUAAUAAUAAUUAUUAUUAUGAUUAAAUCAGACACACCCUCAAGUCACCAGGGAAUAUCCCUGGACAAAGCAAAGAGCUCAGAAAUGAAAUUAAUGAAAAAAUCAUAUUGAUGUGAAGCAUUGGCAUCUGCUUGGCAGCUGAGUUCGCAGUCAAUGUAUUUUUAGAUAUUUGUUUUUGUGUGGAGAUCUUUGGUAGUUGUUAAGGGGCUGACUAUCAUCGACUUGGAAGAUUGGUUAAGACAUAAUUAUUGGGACUGUUCAGUUUGUGUCAUUUAUUUGAUUUCUAAAUUGACUUUAUGGUGGCUUACGUGUAAUUUAACUUUAAAUCCCAUUUCUUGCCCAAAAAUAAAUAUGUAUGUACAAUAUGCGCUAUGUCUGCAGUGUUCUAUUAAAGCAUAUUUUAAUAUUUCCUUUGUGGAAAUGUUUGAAAUAUUAUUUUGUAGAAUGUGCGGAUAAAAUCAACUGCGAUACCAUAUUCAUGACAGAUAAAUGUUUUGUUAAUUAAUUAGAUUGUUAUCAGACACAAGGCUAGAACAAAAAUUUGUUUUGCCAAGCAAAUAGAUCCUAUUGGUAAAUCCUAUGACUGGGUGUAAAACAGUACGGUACCUGUCAAACGGCAGGUAAAUUCUAUAUUUCUUGAUUUUGUUUGAGUGUUAAAACUCAUCAAUUACGAAUAGACAUUUGUGUCGGAAACCAUGUAUUUGUGAUUCAAAUUCUCAAAAGAAUAGAAAGCUGGAGGAUGGGCACUGUUUCUUAAUUGAUUGUCUUACAUAUACCAGAGAGCACUUUUCUAACUAGCAUCAAUCAGUUGGCUUCACAGUAGUUCAGCCCGACAGUAGUCCUGACACAUUUGCACAACGACAUGUAGUGCCCAGUGAAAAGUGCAUUAUUUUCAUGAUGCUCAGGGUGACGACGAGACUCUGAAGGAGGGAAGGUGUUGCAUCAUUUCAUGGGGUGUAAGGGUGGUGUUGUGGGGAUGUAGAGCUGACUACAAAAUUUUCUCAUGACCUCAGACAGCAGGAAUAUUGUGAAGGAGCCAAUCUAGAGAAAAAAAAUGUCAACCAUAUUUUUUUUCUCUUUUAUUUUCUUUUUUUUAAUAUGAAGAUUUUUUGGACUCAAUUUAUUUUCUUUAUGGACACUUGCCACUGAACAGACCAAAAAUAAUCCUGUUUUUUUUCUGGGUGCUGAAGGGAGAGAGGGACAGAGAAAGAUAAAAAAAAAUACUUUGCUGGGGUUUUAACAUUUCAUUGUAAGUGUCGAAAUCUGUUCUAAUGUAGAACAAAAAGCGGUACUUUAGAUCUACUCAAUGAAGUAGAUGCUUAACUCAGUUCUACUAUGUGCCUUACGCUAUAACUUGGAGGAGAGUUUGUGAAAUUCAGGAUAUAUAUGUCGUUUGUUAUCUGAUUCUUCACACCCUUCUGACGCCUCACUAGUUUUGUACUGUUUUUUGCAUCUUAUCUCUGAAGAUCUUUUUAAUGGUGUAUCCUGUUAAAAAAGGGGGCGCGAUGUCACAGAAAGCAGUUGUGCACUCUUUCACAUAUAGUUGGUAAAUCCAAGAAUCUUAUAUAUUGAUCUUCGUGUUAAUAGUACAGUUAAGUGUUUUAUCAAGAUUGUCCAUGUUUCCUUGUUUCUUGAAAAAAGAUGGUGUAUAGAAACUAUUUCCCCUCACAUAUUUAUGGACCAAA
Molecule: messenger RNA, 3355 nt
Organism: Sardina pilchardus (European sardine)
Lineage: Eukaryota; Metazoa; Chordata; Actinopteri; Clupeiformes; Clupeidae
Gene: lhx9
Product: LIM homeobox 9
Exons: 6
Coding region: 301-1554 (417 amino acids)
Biological process (GO): neuron differentiation; regulation of transcription by RNA polymerase II
Cellular component (GO): nucleus
Molecular function (GO): DNA-binding transcription factor activity, RNA polymerase II-specific; RNA polymerase II transcription regulatory region sequence-specific DNA binding
Source: RefSeq, a predicted model, not a curated record